Messenger RNA from Radiomyces spectabilis, 993 nucleotides. Its product is annotated as P-loop containing nucleoside triphosphate hydrolase protein. Gene Ontology annotation, molecular function: ATP hydrolysis activity; ATP binding. Bases 133 to 843 code for a protein of 236 amino acids. The record is from RefSeq and is a predicted model, not a curated record. The transcript is spliced from 5 exons. Lineage: Eukaryota; Fungi; Mucoromycota; Mucoromycetes; Mucorales; Radiomycetaceae.
AAACUCUUUUCAUCAGAGAACGAGGGCUCACGCCACGACUAGGCAAAUAAAUAAUUUUUGUAAUCAUUAUCAUAUUCAUUAAAAAAGGGGAUAUGCCACCGUUUCGAUCUUUUUGUUCCUGCUCAUGUUGUGAUGCCGAUUUUCGAAGCACACAAUAUAUCGAUGCGUUUACCUGAUGGACGGUGGUUAUUUGAGGAGAUCAAUAUCCAAUUAGAACGUGGGGAUGUCCUUGCCCUUCGAGGGCCUAGUGGGGUCGGGAAAACAACACUGCUAAAAUGCCUUGCUGAACUGAUUCCUUACAAUGAAGGAUAUUCUGUGUUGCAUGGAAAAAAGCCGGCCGAGUAUGGCAUACCGGAAUGGAGAUCACGGGUGAUGUAUGUUCCUCAAAGGCCAGCCACGCAUCCAGGUUGCCCCAUGGAUCUCUUCAAAGCGGUGAAAAAGUUUUCCAGCCAAAAACAUAAAGCCAAACUAGGCAAUCCGAUUACAAUUGGCAUGAAUUGGGAAUUAUCUGAAUCGCAUUUUUAUGAAAAGUGGAGCAACCUAUCUGGUGGUGAAAUGCAACGGUGCUCUUUAGCUAUUGCCAUUGCAUUGGCUCCAGAUAUUCUUUUACUGGAUGAGCCGACGUCUGCUCUUGAUCCACAAGCCGUUUCUUUGGUGGAAAAAACGUUAAAAGGCAAAACAUGUAUUUGGAUUACACAUGAUCCUCAACAGGAACAACGUGUUGCGACACGGACAUUGAAAAUGACUCGACAACGGGCCCCUACGCCAUUGGAUUCCGAUGAGGAGAGCCAGGGUAUUCAAGAACAAGACGACCGUCCAAUUAGCAUCACCAUGGAUGUCUGAUGCAGCUAGGAGAUAGUUACAACAAACACAAUAGUUUUUUCGAUGGAUUGAACAAAUAUGGUCAUUCCGAAUCAAUGCAAGGAGCAUAGAAUAUGUAAGGCUAAAAUCAAUGCUGGACAAAUAAACAAGAUAGGAAAAAAAAGACUCAGG